CGUGGUCUAGCGCGUCUAAUCAAAUCAACUUUAUAUAUUGUUAAUAACUCAAUUAAUAUUAAUAGAUUGUUUAGAAAAGAUAAUUAAAUUAAAAAAAUGAGUGGAAUUGUGAGAAUAGGUUUGCGUCUUAUUGGAAAAACAAGAUAUGUUCCAAAUAAUAACACAACAAAAUAUCUACAAUCCAUGUGCCACGUGAGAAAUGGUUCUAGUCAUGUAACCAAAAAUUCAAUUACAUCAGCUCAAAAACGAUUAGCUGGAUAUUGGAAUAUAAUAAGUACUGUUACCAAAAAUAUUUUAUGGUAUUCUACAAUUCCAUUAACAGUUAUUGUUGUUGGCUGCACUUUUGUCAUUAUAAAAACUCCUACAUUUUGGGAAGAUUUGGACAUGGUGGAUGAAGUCGAAGAAGAAACUUUAAAGUAUUCUAUAAUUCCAUCAAAAAUUAUUACGUCUAGUGUAUUAUUUAAUGACGGUGUAAUAAACAUAAAAACACGAGAUGAUGAAAAAACUUUUACUAACGAGAACACGCGUAAUUUAAUAAUUAGCGAAGAAUUGGAUGCAAACAUACAAGAGCCAUUUUUUAAAGGAAAACCAAUAGCAAUAACAGUUGGUAAAUUUAAUGGAUUUCUUGAUAAGGGUAAAUUAAAAUUAAACACAGAAGACGGUAAUACUACAUUUACUUUCCAUCACACAGUGGGCCUUGAAGUUAAAAAAUUGACUGAAACUUUACUGAAUGAAAUAGCUGCUAACGAAAAAGAGCAACCUGAAAUAAUACCACAGAGAGAGGGUAAAUUUAGUUACUUCUUUCCAGGUAGUAAAAUGACCAUGAAAACACCGGGAAGUCUGAAAAAGUGGACAGGCUUUUCUUGCACUCCUUCUGACUCUAAUUUUAAGAAAAUAUUUCCAAUUAUUGGCAGUUUUAGUUCAUCAGGUGAUACUAGAGUAAAAAUACAAAAAGACAAUAGUGAUGAAGUAUAUUAUUUUACACAAAUAGUGAAUAUUGAAUGUGACAAAAAGUUAGAUGAAAAUUUACAAAAUCAAAUUGCUAUUAAAAAAGUAUCUUCAAGGAACGAUUUAGCUAAAGAAAUGAAAACAUGUGAAUUAGUAAUUGAUAGUGGUGCAGUUGUUUUUAAAACACAAGAUGGUGAUAAAUUUGUCGUUCGACAUAGACUGAUCUGCGAAAUUUUCGAAGUUGGUGAACAAACAUAUCUUAGUUGGACGCAAAAAUUAAAGGCAUUUAAUUCACGGUAGUAAAAUCUAUCUUGAAUGUCACUAGAUAUUUAAUGAUGUCCAUGAACCUAUAUUGAUACCGAUUUGGUUCCCGAGCAAGUCGUUAUUUUUAAAAAAUAUAAUUAUUGCAAAGCAAAAAAUUAUUAUUAAUGAAAAAAAACUGUAUUUAUAUCAAACAAGUCAAAGCUUUGAUGUGACUGAGCUUAAUUUGUUUCUUGGAGUUGUUAUUAAAAAUUGACAUUGA
This is a messenger RNA of Aphidius gifuensis, 1471 nucleotides long. RefSeq lists its product as uncharacterized. The record is from RefSeq and is a predicted model, not a curated record. The transcript is spliced from 7 exons. NCBI's taxonomy places the organism in Eukaryota, Metazoa, Arthropoda, Insecta, Hymenoptera, Braconidae. Bases 97 to 1248 code for a protein of 383 amino acids.